AUGACUUUCCAGCCCUUAGACGAGAUUAUUAGAAGCCCGGCCUUCCCAACGGCUAUUUGGCAGCUAGAGCCGCACCAGAGCGGACUCCUGCCCGUCGCCGCCGGCCGGGGCGGGCCGCUCAACAUCAGCUGGGAGGUGCACGGCGACGGGCCAGUCAAGCUUGUCCUCAUCGGCGGCAUCGGUCUGACGAAGACGGACUGGCAGUCGCAAACGCUGUACUUCGGGCACGAGCGCGGGCGGCGGUAUUCGGUGCUCGUGUUCGACAACCGCGGCGCCGGCGCGUCGGGGAAGCCGCUCCUGCGCUAUAGCACCUCCGAGAUGGCGCGCGACCUGCUCGAGCUGCUCGACCACCUCGGCUGGACGGCGCCGCGGCAGGUCCACGUGUCGGGAGGUAGCCUGGGCGGGAUGAUCGCGCAAGAGCUCGCGGUGCUGGCGCCGGACCGCAUCGCGAGCCUGAACCUGCACAGCACGGCGGCGCGGCUGGAGAACGCAGCGGGCAGCUCGCUGGCGGAGGUGGCGGACCGGCUGGGGGCGCUGCUGCCGCGGCCGGCGGAGGCGGCGAUCCGGGCGACGGCGCGGGGGUGCUUCCCGGAGGCGUGGCUGGCGGCGGCGGACGGGGAGGAGCUGCCGCGGCGCGGGACGCCGCGGUGCGCGGUAGCAGCAGCAGGCGGGUACGGCGGCGGCGACGGCGCGGGCGAGCUCCGGUUCGGCAGCAACUACGCGCGGUUCGCGGCGCGCGAGGCGCAGAUCCCGCGCGACCGCGGCGGGCUCGCGCUGCAGGCGGUGGCCGGCGCGUUCCACUGCAAGACGCCGGCGCAGCUGCGCGCGCUCGCCGACCGCGUAGGCCGCGCCCGCAUCGCCGUGCUGCACGGCGCCGCCGACCGCAUGAUCCCCGUCGCCCACGGCCGCCGCCUCGCCGCGCUACUGCGCCCCGCCGCCGCCGUGUUCGAGGACGGCCUCGGCCACGCCCCCAUCCACCAGCGCCCCCGCUGGUUCAACGAGUUCCUCGAGGCGCGCUGCGAGGCUGCUGAGAAGCUGAGCGGGCGGUGAUGAGGGGAUAAGGGGGGCAGGGGAUGGGGGGAGAGGGGGAGGAGGCGAUAGAGAGAUAGAGAGAGCUUUACGUCGGGUUGGGAGAGACUUGGGCCUGUGUGAGAACAUCGCAUUUCUUUAUUCAUGGCGCGGGUUAAGGGGGACACGUGGUGCUGGUUUCGAGAUGGCAUCGGACGUGCUUUGUAGUAUUACGAACUCGACACCACUCUGGAUGGCGAAAAGCGCAUCGCCCCGAACGUACGGAAUAUAUAUACAUAGACAUGCCGGGGGUCUCGACCGCAGCCAAAUGAAGAAUACUCAUACAAGGGAACAUCGAGAUCCCGAAUAGACGCAACGGGCCAUGCCAUGACCCGGGGUGGGAUUUCCGACCAGCCCUUUUUCUCUAAUGCCGCCCAAGAGCAUCGGGAUGCGAGGCUGAAAAUGACGGCCCCCUUCUUGAACCAGUCGCUUCUUCCCAGACGUAUUGUGAAUGGUAACAUCGCUAUGUGCAAAUGGGUAUCUGUCUAUAACGCCUGCGCCGGCCGACGCUGUAUGAACCGCA
Messenger RNA from Durotheca rogersii, 1591 nucleotides. RefSeq names its product alpha/beta-hydrolase. The record is from RefSeq and is a predicted model, not a curated record. Bases 1 to 1050 code for a protein of 349 amino acids. Lineage: Eukaryota; Fungi; Ascomycota; Sordariomycetes; Xylariales; Xylariaceae. The transcript has 3 exons.